CCAAACAACUGCCCUUGUCUCUACCACUAUCAAGAUGUCCGCUACUAUCUCGCUCGUCGCUCCCAUUGGUCCUGGCAACUGGCCUGCAAGCGCCGCGCUCACUAACCUCUCCGCAUCUGCUCGGGGCCGAUAUACGUCCAAGUUGACUUGUAAGUGCGAUCUUUUCUCCUUGCUCCCUAUUUCAGAUGACAGGUGGAAUUGUUAUCUGGGUAUCGUCGGGAGUCUUGAGGGCAGUCGUCAUCUUUCAUGAACGCCGUCGAGGCAAUCAAUCUCUCUCUCCCAGGCUACACCGGUUCAGCAACCCCCUUCGUCGUCCGUCCGCGCGGUCGUUCUGCGCAGAUAUUCCAGAUUUACACUCCCAAUAUGCCACCACCAUCAAUCGCCCAUACUCAAACCUCCAUUCAUUCCAAAGCGCAUGGAGCCACAUCAAGGGAGAAAUGUUCACGUUGAUUGGCCGUCACAGUGCCCUGGUUGGACCGGCUCUGCCUCCAGCUGCCCCAGGUCCUGUGGUAGUUAAUCAACAACAGCAUCUCCCCCUUAGGCAGCCAGCACAGCCCGGCCCACGCACACCCCUCCCAUCUUCCCGACCAAACUCGGCGGUGAUACCAGUUGAGGAGGAGGAGGAGGAGGAGGAGGAGGAGGAGGAUGAGGGCAGGGACAAUGAGAUGCAAGGAAUGGAGAUGGGGGGAGAGGAGGACGACGGGGGAGAGGGAGCGGACCUUCGUCUGCUGCAAUUUUUUGGCUUUCGGGCGUUGGGCAACGUCUUUCCGGGCGGGAACUGAGGGGUGGGAUUGGUUGAGACAAUACCAGAGAAUGGAGAUUGUUUUGGUGCUGCAGAAUGCAUUUGUCUUCUCCUUUGAUGCCGUGGGUGAGAUAAAAGUCUUAGAGAUUCUUUAUCACUGGUUAACAACACCAGACGGAGAUUGAUGUCAAUGGUGUCCUCUUGUCAUUACUUUUCGGCAGAAAUUUUGCUGUCGAGUAAAAAGGGCAAGCCCCUAUUUAAUCUGAUGUGCCGG
Hyaloscypha bicolor E is the source of this 1016-nucleotide messenger RNA. RefSeq lists its product as uncharacterized. NCBI's taxonomy places the organism in Eukaryota, Fungi, Ascomycota, Leotiomycetes, Helotiales, Hyaloscyphaceae. The transcript is spliced from 3 exons. The coding region runs from base 186 to 782 and encodes 198 amino acids. The record is from RefSeq and is a predicted model, not a curated record.